Messenger RNA from Oreochromis aureus, 2444 nucleotides. Its product is annotated as apoptosis regulator BAX-like. The record is from RefSeq and is a predicted model, not a curated record. Gene Ontology annotation, molecular function: protein heterodimerization activity; channel activity; protein homodimerization activity. Gene Ontology annotation, cellular component: mitochondrial outer membrane. Lineage: Eukaryota; Metazoa; Chordata; Actinopteri; Cichliformes; Cichlidae. Gene Ontology annotation, biological process: extrinsic apoptotic signaling pathway in absence of ligand; intrinsic apoptotic signaling pathway in response to DNA damage; positive regulation of apoptotic process. Bases 229 to 840 code for a protein of 203 amino acids. The transcript has 6 exons.
UGAUCGGGAUUGGGCUGUGGGUUUGUUACAGUUGUCGGCUUUUCUAACUUCGACGAAACACCAGCUGACGUGUGCUGGUGGUAAAUUGUUUUUGUUUAGGUGUUUUUUAUUGUUGUUGUUGUUUUUUGCUUAGGUUAUUUAAUCAGAAAAAGAUUAAUGUAACUUCGGAGGAAGAAGCGGCAGAGUUUGUUCAGGAAGUUUCGCAUUCAUUAAACUUCUCUUCAAACCAUGGCGUGCGCGGGGAACGGCAUGUCAGAUGAGAGAAUCGGGGAAGCCCUGAUCAAAGAAGUCAUAGAGGAAGAGCUGAAGGAUGUGCCCUCAGAGGAUGUCCCGCCUCUCACUCCACUGACUGUGGAGGUGAAGACUGAGCAGGAGGAGAAGCUGGUCAAGCAGCUGAGCAAAAUGAUACGUAUCGUCGGUGACAGAGUGCAGCAUGACCAGGAGUUUCAAGAUGUGAUAGAUGGUGUGGCUUCUGGCUCUGGCUCCAAGUCAGAGAGAUUCAGACAAGUGGCAGACAAAGUGUUUGAGGACGGCAUCACCUGGGAGAGAAUCGCUGUGCUCAUCUAUGUAGCCGGCAGGCUUGCUGUCAAGAUGGUCGAGGCUCACCUCCCUCAGUCAGUGAGAGAGGUCCUUACCUGGGCAGUGAACUUUUUCAAAAACAAUCUGCUGGGCUGGAUUCAGGAUCACGGAGGUUGGAUCAACAGCUUCUCAGAGUUGGCAGCUGCAUCCAUCCAGAGGGUGUCAUCAAUGAGCUCUCACAGCUACGGCCUUAUCAUCAUAUUCCUCGCUGGCAUGUCUAUAGGAAGCUUCAUCACCUGGAGGCUGACCAGACAGUCCUGAGUCUGACACACACACAAAAAACAUUCAUAUUCGGGACCGGAGUCUCUAGUCUGUUUUUGAUCACAUUGGUUUAAUGUCUCUAAACCACUCAGCUCUUCUUUUCAAUCUUCUCUUAUCUAUGCAAACAAAACUGAAAAUCCAAAAACAGCAGUGUUGUGGGGGGAAAAGUGUUUAUUGUGUAACGAUGCAGGGUCUUCUGAACCAAAUGACCUGGUCAGACAUCCUGUUUCUAGUCAGAGGAGAAAAAAAGUGAAAACUUUUUUAAGCAUUUUCAGGUUACAGUUGCUGCCUGUUGAAUUUGACUCUUGGCAAUAUAGUGUAUGUGAGAAAGGAUGACGGUAUUUAAAGCACUUUGAGUGCGCUGGGAGAGUAGAAAAGCGCUACAUGAGAGUCAGACCAUUCACCAUUUAUAUGUGAGAGAUGGAGACAGAGAGAAAGUGUUGCACCGCCUCCAUCUGGGGUCUUGCCUGGUAUUGUAGAUGCAGCCUUUAAGGACCAUGUGCUUAGAGCCAUGAUUAGUCCCUCUGUGCUGUCCUUCAGUCCAGCUUGGUCCAGCCACUGGUAGGAUUUCUUGAUAUCAGCCACUUUUUCCCCUGCCAUGCAGGGCCUAUCCCUUUCUCAGGUUUCACACAUCAGUUGUAAUACUCAGGAAUCUUUGCUGUUUCAUCAUGGAUAGUGGAUCUGACACUAACUAGUCCUUGGCCUCCUUCCACUUAGUGUACAGUUUCAGGGUGCAGACUUGGGGUGAAACCCUCCAUGCGUGGUAGGAACUUCCUUGUCUUGAUGUCAGAGGCAUCUCCUCCUUUAGCCUGCUUAUUAUCCCAGCAGUGUACCUGACGAUCGGUAGGGUGUAGAUGUCGAUCUUGGUCUUCCCAUUCAGCUAACUCCUCAGGACGUGCCUUACUCUCUGCAGGUAUUUGGUAGUUGCAGCAUUCCUACCGGCCUCUUCAUGAUUCCCAUUUGUGUGGGAUUCCCAGCUACUGUUCUCAUUGUCUGCAAUGUUGCCUUCUGGUAGUAUGAUCUCCUCAGUUCUGACUUGCUUCCCUCUCUUUGUUACCCUCAGACUAUGUUUCUCCAGUCCGAGUGACAUUCUGAUGUCAUUACUGUAAAUCCUAGUGACAUGGAUCAGUGAAUCACUCAUAUAUACUUCUUAUAUACUGCUUUUUUACUCUUCUUGAGCAGUCAAAGCACUUCUUAUUACUUGACAUAUUCACCCAUUCACAUUCAUUCAUACAAUCAUUUUUUUCUACGUAAGGGCUUUCUAUCCAACACUCAUACGCAUUUAUACUCAGAUGAAUGCACCAGGCAUUCGUAUCUUGCACAAGGAUAUGCAUAUAUGUUGAACCAUCAAACUUCCAGUUAGUAGUUGACCUGUUGUGCCUCUUACAGCCCCAGUGUUAUGUUCUGUUUUUCUGCACUGUCAGUAUCAGACAGAGUGGAGUCAUACUUUUCAAUGUGCUGCUUUAUUCUGUCAUUAGUUCCAUGUCCUUCCUUUUUAUUACUGUUUGUACAUAUUUUGUAUGUCACAGACAAAAAGUCAGUGUUUUUCUUUUUCUGUAUUGCUUUUAAUGAGAAAAAAACAGAAAUAAAGCCUCGAUAAAGGA